GUGGAGCGGCGAGAGGAUCGCGGAUCACCCAGCUCGCUACGUUCGCGCCGAUCGCGCCUUCGCUCAGUUCGCUCGAAGUCAGUUAGUCGGCAGCAUUCGACGUGUUUGCACGCGCACCGGGCCCCAUACCUCUAUCUCUCGCGCUCCCUACCUGCUGCUGCUGCUUCCACGUGGUCGUGGUCCGACUCAACUCUUACUUACAAAAGUCCAACUCACCGAAUCGCUGAAAACCAAACAUUUUCUCAACAAGAAUUAUUAUUGCCCCUGUUACGUAAACGUUUAAGAAGAUCUAUUUAUGUGUUAAGACGAAGUAUUCAAAGAGAAAAAUACUUAAAAUUCCAAAGAUUAAGUGCGCUAAACGUCACUUACUUACUACUUACCUACAACAACUUACUACCGACCGGAAGUACCUAAAGGGAAGGCCUGAAGAAGAAUGAAUACUGUGAUUAAACAAAUCAAAAGGUGUUUUACCAUCUAUACAGCAUUAUUUAUAACACUGAUUACAUCGCGGUUUGCUCGUGCGAUUCACACGCACUGCGAGCAGGAGCGACUUAUCGAAUGCGCCAAGCCGAUUUCGCUGAUUACUGAAUCCGGCAUGACAUUCGUCUCCAACCGCACGGACCUAGAAAGAGUUUGCCCAGACUUAAAAGGCGCUAUAAGAUGUAUCCACUCCUAUACACGCAUGUGCAUGAGUAUGCACCACCGGAAACACUUCAACAAACUCUUCCAAGGCACCAGCAUGGUGGUGCGCGAAUUAUGCGACAACGCCACCUAUCAAGAGGAGUACCUCAAGUAUGUGCCCUGUAUGAAGCAAGUGGCGGAUAAGAAUCAGGUCUGCUUCGAUCGCUACUCGCAAGCGAUGAAGGAAAUCCAGGGACGGCCGCGAAUUGAUGAAGUCGCCGUCGAGGAUGUGCCCGCUGUCGAUAUGGUUGAAUAUCAACGCAAGAGGAAGCGUCAAAUCGCCGACGAGGGCAUCAAGAAUGUUUGCUGCACCUUCCAAGAAUACGUUGAGUGCUCAACGGAGACAACGGAACGUGCGUGCGGUGCGCCCGCCGCUGAAUUUAGUCGGAACUUCCUCGACAGGAUGUCCUCGGCCAUGAUCAAGAACCACUGCUCGGAGUACAGCUCGGCGCAGUGCGGAUUGGCGUCCGCUUCGAGUUCGGCGUCGCUGUCGGCGAGUUUCUUCGGCAUGCUGACGGCGCUGAUCGCCGCCGGCCUGCGAUACACGCUUAUCAGCUGAAGUGAUUCCGACUGGAAGUUUCCACACCGACGCCACCGCAUGAACAAACUGAACGCGCUCGCCACGUUCGGCUCGACUCAACCAAGACUGAUCUUAGCUUAUUAUAUUCGCGGCGCACGCAUCGAUCCUUCAAAGUGCGCUUUGUUAAUUAAUUCCUAGUGAAGAUUCAAAUAUCUAUUUAUUAAUUUAAAGCAAUUGUAAUAUAUAUUUCGUAGUGCAAAUGUUGUAAUACUAGGGCGCAAUAGGUUGGAAUUUAUUUAUUUCUUAUUUAAACAUGGAAAACGGAAAGGAAAGGAAAAAGAUUGUCUCAAACAUGAAUCUCAUUCAAAACUGAAACACUGUAUCUAAACAAAUAAACUAAUAAAUUUAAAAAAA
Molecule: messenger RNA, 1615 nt
Organism: Dalotia coriaria
Lineage: Eukaryota; Metazoa; Arthropoda; Insecta; Coleoptera; Staphylinidae
Exons: 5
Coding region: 434-1240 (268 amino acids)
Source: RefSeq, a predicted model, not a curated record